GAGCUAGCUGGUUGCACCUCCACCCCCGUAGCCUUAAGACACCACUCCCCUCCUCGUCUCACUCCGUCGUUCCUGUCAACACUCUCACGCACCACUGAGGACACUUUAACAUUAGAUUCACUUUCCACACUUCUUACAGCCAUUUAGUCCGCUGAGGGCGUGUGUUUCCUCGUGCGGGUUGGUUGGUCUGAGGUCUGGUGCUCACAGUUGGACCAUGUCAUGCUGGCUGUAGCAGCAUGUUGAAGGGAGCUCUUGUUUUGUACUAUUUCUUUGCACUUGAUCAGCCGCUCUGGGCUCAGGAUGAUGUCACAGCUGCUGCCAUCACUCCUCAGGACUGCAGCCUGGACUGUAUACGACAGGGUGGACCUGGAUGUGAAUACUGCAGAAUAACCAGAGCUGAUGUCAGAAAGGCUCUGGGAUUUAACUCCCUUCAAGCAUUUGGAAGUUGUAUUCCCUGGCCAUGUUUCAAGUUGCUUGGGGAGGAGGACCCUAAAAUCUGUCAGCACUACGUCCAAGCACCAAAUGAUGUAAAGGUUGAGGUUGUCAAUGAGCUAAACCCCAAAUCUGACGCCAUUGUUGUCUCCUGGAAGCCAAGCUACUAUGGAAUUGCCUUCCUGCGAGGCUUUCAGGUAUCCCUGCAGGCUUUGGGAGGGUCAAGUGUUGCUUGUCAGCUCUUUCUCUUUCACCGUAACCUCUCCCUCCCAGCUUCACACGCUGAAAUGGUGUACAAGUCAGACCCUUUCCCCGGCCUCCCCCUUGGGUCCCAGUAUGCUGUAACUGUCAUGGCUCUGCCAGUGCCUGAGGAGUGGGAGAGGUUCUACCGCAGCAAGAUCUUCUCCACACGCUCAUGUGCAGAGAAGAAUGGUCUUGAGCAGUGCAAAAAAGACUGGUACCCCAAACAUAUUGAGGUCCAGCAGGAAGGGACUGCCAUCACCGUGACAUUUAAUCUGGCUCCCCCGAACCUGGGCAUCAGAAGCUACUUCUCACUGUGUUACGCGAACGGCAAGAAGAAAUACACAGACAUCACGCCUAAUUCCAGCAAAAACAAAACUCACCACAGCUACCAGCUGAAUGAUCUUCAAGAAGGAACCAAUUACACAUGUGAGAUUGCAGCCAAUGAAGUGGAUGCAGUGAGGAAAACAUUCAGUGUUCAGGUCAUGCACAUUCAAAAUGGAGGUUCUUCAACACGCUCUGUCACCCCCUCAUUGGCUCUGAUGAUUCCACUGUGCCUGGCUGUGGUAGCCAUAAUUGUAGUCCUACUCUUUGCUCUCAUCAGGAGGAGGACCAGGCUACAGAUAACGAAUCUUGACAUAAAACCAGAUCUUAUCAAGCAGCAUAAAGAGAGCGGGACUCAGGAGGAAGUGACAUCACUGCAAAGAAACAGGCUGACCCCUCCUCGUCUUCUGAUUUGCUACAGCAGCACUGAUGGCCCUGCUCACGUCAAAGCUGUCAUGCAGUUAGGGGCCUUCAUACAACAGCACAUGGCCACUCAGGUGUGCCUGGACCUGUGGAACUCUCUGAGCGUGGCUGAGGAGGGCAGUAUGGCCUGGCACUGCCGACAGAUUAGGGAGAGCGACUUCAUCUUGGUGAUCUGUUCCCAAGGCCUCAACCACAGACCGCAGCCUCCACAGGGUGGUGAUGAUGGCGAGGAAGUAGACAGAGAGCUUGUCUUUGGGUCCAACACCUUUAGCUCCAACGCAGCCGUCCAACUUAUCGGAGAGGAGGUGGGCCGAGCCAAAACCAGGGGCCAGGACCUGUCCAAAUACAUGGCAGCCAUUUUUGAGUACUCUAAGGAAACGGACAUCCCCACUGAGCUGAGGCUGGUAUCUCACUACAUGCUGCCAAGAGACUUACAGCUGCUCUUCUCUCACCUCCACGGGGUGGCUCUGCACAGGCCGGGCUGUUACCUGAAGGUAAACCAUAUCUCAGAGGAAGGCUUUACUGAGUUACCGGCCGGAGCAGCUCUGCAGUGGGCUAUCUAUGAGGCUCGGAUGGCAAUGACGGCAAAAAGGCAUCACUAUGCAGAGGGAGGGGACUAAGCAGUAAAAAAAAGAAUCCAUACUCCCUGACUUAAUUAUAGUUCUCAACCCAGUGUAGGAGAAAGAUAGGCCUGAUGAAAACUACCAGAAAAACUGGCCAGACAAGAGAAGCUGUGAGCUCACAGCUGGAACAUCUACAUCCUUGCUGCUCUGCCCUUAAGAAAUCGACUAACGACCUAUGCCUCAGUUGUGGCAGCCACCGUGCACUUUGACCUCUUAAAUGUGUUACAUGCCACGUAUGUGUGUGUACAAUAAGGAUAUGUAAAAAAAAAAAAAAAAAAAAG
This is a messenger RNA of Epinephelus lanceolatus (giant grouper), 2323 nucleotides long. RefSeq names its product interleukin-17 receptor D. The record is from RefSeq and is a predicted model, not a curated record. Lineage: Eukaryota; Metazoa; Chordata; Actinopteri; Perciformes; Serranidae. Gene Ontology annotation, molecular function: interleukin-17 receptor activity; protein binding.